GGGAUUUCCCUGGUUAAUUUAGAAGAAAAAAAAAGAAAGAAAUUGGUCUGUGUUUUUAGGGGGGGGUUAAGUCCAGACAGAGUACCGCGCUUAGCUCGUGCAGCACCUGCUUAAAAAAAUGUUGCUGGGUAGUCAGCUGAUCCACUUCCUCAUUUUUCAGUUUUUCACUUUGUUUUGUACUGUGCUUUCUUUUGUGGCGUGUGACCAUGCUGGCUGUGAAAAGCUUUAUCUGUCUGCUGUUCCUGGUCAUUUCAAGUGCACAUGCUAUGUACGGCUACGGUUUGCUUCGCUGCCAGUACACCUCUGCUCAUGAACUGGUGUAUUUGGAGCAAAUCUACUUCAACAAGGUACUUCUGGUCCAGUACAACAGCACUGUGGGAAAGUAUACCGGUUAUACAGAGAAAUCAAAGGAAAUUGCGGAUGAUCUUAACAAAAGCCAAAGCUUUCUGGAGCAAGAAAAGAAGAAUUUUGAAAAAUGCAGAGCCCACCUUCAGCGAAUGUUGGAUUUGUUUUUAAAGCCAGUUGAGCCCUCCAUCAAACUGAAGUCUGUGGAAGUACAGGGCAACAGGCAUCAAAAAGUGCUCAUCUGCAGUGCAUACAACUUUUAUCCUAAAUCAAUCAAAGUGACCUGGCUGAAAAAUGGAAAAAAGAUUACAACUGAUGUAAUAUCCACUGAGGAGCUGUCCAAUGGAAAUUGGCUCUACCAGAUCCACUCAUAUCUGGAGUUUACACCCACACCUCAUGAGAAAAUUACCUGUAUGGUGGAGCAUGCCAGCCUUUUGGAGCCAAAGCUUUCCAACUGGGAGCCAUUGACUGAGGCGGAGACGAAUAAGAUUACUGUUGGGGCAGCAGUGCUACUAUUUGGACUUGUUUAUUUCCUGGCUGGAUUGUUUUUUUACAAGAGGAAGACUUUUGGUCGGGUGUUGGUGUCGACAAAUGCCCCCUAUAGUGGAUGAACAAAAACAAAACAAAAAAGUAAUCUGAAGAUGGGAUCAUCAGAACAAGGAUGGGGGCUGUAUAUCUGCUCUGAUAAUUUUGUAGGGACUUUUAUUUAAUUAAAAGUAAAGUUUCAGUGCAGUUUGUUGCACAAUGAUUUUUUUUCCUGGAUAAAUGAAACAUUAGAGGAUCAAUAAGCCUAAACGCUUCACUUUUGAAAUGUGGGAAAUAUGGCAUUAUAGGUGGAGAGGUAGCUUCCACCCUGCAACAAUUCUUUAUGAUCAGACAAACAGGAUGUUGGAGUGAGAAGCAGCAACACGAUGAAAAAAGAGGAUGAACAAAGGUUAAAGAAGAACAUAAACUAUUAAAUUAACAUGUUCAUUGACAACCUCAUCACUCACAAGUUUGUCAUCACUGAUGCUUGAUCAGGAGCCCACUUGCUAAAUUUGAAAUGCAUGAGGUAUCCCCUUAGCUUCACUUUUGGAUGUGUAGGGUUUUCCAUGCUGGUAACACUUAUUAGACAUCAUCAAACUGUGGAAAAGUUCAGCAAAGUUUUUCACAUUAAAAAAGCAUUUCAUUAUGCACAAUGCCUGGCCCCCAAAAGUUACCAAAAACAAACAAAAAAAAAUUGUCACACACUAAUAUUUUGUUGGACCGCCUGUAGUUUCAAUGUUUCAAUGAACUUCUGCAAUGUCACAAGAUGUAAUUCCAUCCAGUGUUGCAUUCAUUUUUCACCAAGAUCUUGUAUUGAUGAUGGGAGAGUCCAACCACUGUGGAAAACCUUCUCCAGCACAUCCCAAAGAUUCUCAAUGGGGUUCAGGUCUGGACUCUGUGGUGGCCAAUCCAUGUGUGAAAAUGAUGUCUCAUGCACCCUGAAUCACUCUUUCACAAUUUUAGCCCAACAAAUCCUGUCAUUGUCAUUUAUGAAUAUGUUUGUGCCAUCAGGGAAGAAAAAAAUCCAUUGAUGGACCUUUUUCUUUGGGCACAUAGUGUUGCUGAUCCUAGCACUGACCCACUGCAGAAAGCUCAGAUCAUACCACUGCCCCCACACUAGGCACUACGCAUGACCUUCUUCCAUUGCUCCAUAGUCCAAUCUUUAUGCUCCCUAGCAAACUGAAGCCUUUUACUCUGGUUAGUCUCACAGGUUAAUGGUUUUCUUAUGGCUACACAGCUGUAAAUUCCCAAUUCCUUCACAUUGUUCAUCUGGAAAUGUUCUUAUUUUCACUAUGAAACACAGCCCUGAGUUCUACUGUGUUUUAUUAUUAUUAUUAUUAUUUCACCAAAUGUUUAAGUGAUAAUUAAUCACCAUCAUUCGGGAUUUUUUAUGACAACACUUCUUCCUGGAAGACGAUGGUUCCCCAAUAUCCCUACAGUUUUUAAUAAUGUGUUGGACAGCUCUUAGCCCAAUUUUAGUAGUUUCUGCAUCUCCUAAUGUUUUCUCUGCUUGAUGCAUGCCAAUGAUUUGACCCUUUUUAAAAAAGACUAACAUCUUUUCCUCAAUUACAGGAUGUGUCUUUCAAAAUGGUUGUUUAAGAAAUGAGUAGCUACUCAUUGCAUUACUUGGGCUUAAAUAACUUGCCAUCUGAGAAUCAACAGCACUUACAAACACACACAUAAAUUUGUUUAUUUAUUUGUUCCAUCCUGUCCUGAUCUUAAUCUAGUGGAAAAAAGUAGUCUUAUAAGUUUCAGGUGAAAGGCUAGCUGCCAACUAUCAGCAAGUGUACUCUGUUUAUGAGAUCUGAAGUAAAGGAAACACUAAAGAAGAAAAGAAAAGGGACAAAAGUGGCACCAAUAAAAGCUGGAUUUGUACUUCAUACAUUGCUGAUGAGGCCCUUUGAGAUCUGCAUGUGAAUGGAGCAGAGUAUAUGUUUAAUAAGCUAACUAUUUUAUAUGCACCUUAUCGCAAGUGGGUUUUACUAUUUAUCAUGUGGCACAAAACUGGUAUAUUUUUCUGUCAUAUUUACCAAUACAUAAUUGUUUGAACCGUUAUCAACAAACAAACUUUGAUCAUAUUAACAAAAACAAUUUGUUUUUAUACAUAUUAAAAACAA
Messenger RNA from Melanotaenia boesemani (Boeseman's rainbowfish), 2987 nucleotides. RefSeq names its product H-2 class II histocompatibility antigen, E-S beta chain-like. Lineage: Eukaryota; Metazoa; Chordata; Actinopteri; Atheriniformes; Melanotaeniidae. The record is from RefSeq and is a predicted model, not a curated record. Gene Ontology annotation, molecular function: MHC class II protein complex binding. The coding region runs from base 207 to 956 and encodes 249 amino acids. Gene Ontology annotation, biological process: immune response; antigen processing and presentation of exogenous peptide antigen via MHC class II; positive regulation of T cell activation. Gene Ontology annotation, cellular component: MHC class II protein complex; membrane. The transcript has 5 exons.